GCUGGCCAUAGAAGAUGAAGUUUAAGAAGAUUGCGACGACGGUAAUAUUACUUACUGCUCCUCAGUUGUUGCAAGUGUCUGGAGGAGCAGUAGUCCCUAAAGAGCGUUUUCGGACUACGGACCAGUGAGGGAGCAGCUGAGCGAGUCCACAAACAACCAAACGCGACACAUAAAAAAGAGUAAAGUAGGGGAGAGGAGUAGAUUGAAUUGAUCUUAUCGUUUCGUCAAAAAAAAAAAAAAAAAAAAAAAAGAGUAGAUUGAAUUGAUCGAUAAUUUCACAUUAAAAGUAGUAGGUUUAGUACAUAACAGCUCAACUGUUAACUCUUGCAGCAGAGACCGGAAUGAAUGAAGAAUGAAGGAGGACUCAAAAAAACUAUAGCUCAACAGCAAUCCCAUUCCCCCACCCACUUCUCUUUGCCAUUUCUAAAUUCUUCUAUUAAGUACUACAUUAUUAAGUAUUAUAGACUCUUUGUGCUUACUGGGUCCUUCUCUUUCUUCUUCUUCUUCUUCUUCUUUUGGGGCGGGAAGGGAGGAAUUGGCAUUAAUACAAGUUAUCAGAGAGCGUUCGUUCGUUGUGUUUUCUGAAUUAUGGGUGUUGUGUCGACGGAAUCUUUACCGCUUGGGUUUAGAUUUAGACCCACCGACGAGGAGCUCAUCAACCAUUACCUGAGGCUCAAAAUCAACGGCCGCCAUGACGAGGUUCAGGUCAUCCCCGAAGUUGACGUCUGCAAGUGGGAGCCCUGGGAUUUGCCUCAGCUUUCAGUCAUAAAGACAGAUGAUCCAGAAUGGUUCUUCUUUUGUCCACGCGAUAGGAAGUAUCCAAAUGGGCAUCUCAACAGGGCCACUGAUGCUGGUUACUGGAAAGCAACUGGCAAGGACCGUACCAUUAAGUCUCACAGAUCGUCUCCCUCUAAAGACUCUUGUUUUUACAGGGGUCGUGCUCCUAAGGGUGAGCGUAAUUGGAUCAUGCAUGAAUAUCGUGCCACUGAACCGGAUCUUGACGGAACUGCCUCUGGCCAGGCUGCCUAUGUCCUCUGUCGGUUAUUUCAUAAGCCUGAUGAGAAGGCUGACAGUUCUAAAUAUGAUGAAGUUGAACCAAGUGGUUCUUCCCCAAACACAGUCAAGUCAUCACCCGAUGAUGCAUCAUCAGAUCUGUUUCAAGAACGAUUAAUCCUUGAUAUGCAGGUUGCAAGCAACCAGCUGGUAUUGAGAGGUGAUGUUGAAGAUCACUUAAUAGAAGCAGCCAUUACAGAGGUAUAUCCAACUACUGGAGGACAUCCAAUGUGUCAUGAAUCCAGAGAUGGUCUCGAUUGCAAGGUCUUCUCCCCAUUAGUGUCUCAGAAUCACACAGAGAUAGGAUGUCCUGAUUCACCUUUUGCUGAUGAUUGCGAUCAGAAGGGGAUGCACUUUCAGGAUGGCACCUCGGAACAAGAUGUUUCUCUGACAGAACUAUUGCAUGUCCUUCAGAAUGAUGAUGCAUAUCCUUGUAAGGAGUCAACAAGUGAGAAGUUUCUAUAUGUUGGUAGCAGGAGCAUGUUACCUGACCAGCUACAUGAAGGGCCAGCUGGAAACUGCAAUCCCAGGGAUUGGGGUGCAUUUGGGAAGGCAGGCGAAGAUAUGGUCAUAGAACAGACUCUUACAUGUCCAAGAUCCUUCCAGUCUCAAGCACCAAUUCGUGAUGCAGACUCCAGACUGAGUAACGAUGUUGGUGCAUCUCAUGAUCAUUAUGCCGAUCCUGUCAGUCUUGGUGGCGAUCAUCAGGAAGGAACUGGAAUCAAGAUUCAUAGACGUCAGGCAAGCAAUCGACCAGGUUGUGAAAACCUGGCCAAACAAGGCACAGCAGCAAGGAGAUUCCGCCUGCAGGUGGAUUCUGCUCCAAUCGCUAAUCAUGAUGGGAAAUACAGCAGGGCCAAGGCUUUAGCAAUGAAGAACAAGACGAACGCUCGGUUACAACUGAGGAUGACGAGUAUUCCGAAUCUUCAUGCACAUCUGAUGAGCCAGAGGGGGAAGCAGUAGCAGUGAGAGUGGAAUAAGUGCGCGAAAAUUCAAAGCUGGACUUGCGUUGACAAAUAAAGAAGCUGAUGAGAAAGACAAAGUGAAAUGGAAGAAAUUUCUUCUGAGGCCACCGGGUGAUAGCAGCGGAACCGGUUCUUUGACAGUUUAUGGCGUGAGCAUGUAUCUUGUGAUGGUCCUGUUUAUAUUGUUUGUUUUCCUAUGGAAAUGCCCUAAUUUCUUUGCAUUGCACAUCUGAAAUUGUUCAUGUACAUCCAGUAGGCAUUAUGUUUUUUCCUUUUUAGAAAUAAUUUCUGGAGGCUGGUUGUUGAGCCAUUUAGAUUGGGUUGUAAGGUCUGCCGUCUGCACCUUUAUAUAAUUAUAAACAUGUAGCUCCAUUUUGUGUUGUA
Molecule: messenger RNA, 2402 nt
Organism: Coffea arabica (coffee)
Lineage: Eukaryota; Viridiplantae; Streptophyta; Magnoliopsida; Gentianales; Rubiaceae
Source: RefSeq, a predicted model, not a curated record